Paraglomus brasilianum is the source of this 387-nucleotide messenger RNA. NCBI's taxonomy places the organism in Eukaryota, Fungi, Glomeromycota, Glomeromycetes, Paraglomerales, Paraglomeraceae. The record is from the annotation of a GenBank genome assembly.
AUGGCCAAAGGCAAAAAGCAACCCCGCCAAGGUCCAGCCGAACCCCAAGACGCAGGAAUAAUGAUCGAACUAAAGUCUAAUAACGACAGCUACAAGUAUCUCGUUCCAAACCCCACUCGUCUUCUAACCUACCAAGCUCUUGUAAUUCUCCUUCAUAUACUUCCCAGUACCUGGUACAGCAUCAUAACAGCCGAGCUAUCGACUCCGUGCAGCAAGAAUGGCGAACCACUCGCUAACCUCGAUGUAGUCGAAUGUAUAUUUGCUCAAAAAACCCAUCCCUGCCAAGUACGAGAAGGAUACGGUGUGCCUGAUCACCGACCAAAGUUUAGACUCGGCGGGCAAGCCAUUUUGCCUGAUUAUACUAAGGACAUGACAAGUUCGGUGUAG